GAUAAUGAAAACAAUCAUCGCCCUUGGGUUUCUCUCCCUAGUCGUCGCACAAGACCCGCCUGGCACUGCUCCAACAGCAGCGGAAAUUCUCGCCGAAAACAUCAACGGACAGACUGUUCACGAGUUCCGGGGCUACUACAAAAGAGAGCAUUCGCUUAUUAAACCAUACACAGGUUCCGGGGCUGAUAUUCCAAAUUGGAACAUUAUUGGCAGCACUUUCGUCUCUUCCAACCAAAUCCGACUGACCGCCGAUGAGCAAAGUAAAGCUGGAGCACUAUGGAACACUCAACCAGUGUGGUCACGCGACUGGGAGCUCCAAGUCUCAUUCAAGGUUACUGGAAGCACUGGAGAUUUGUUCGGAGAUGGUAUGGCAAUUUGGUACACGUCGGAGCCAAACAUUUUGGGACCAGUGUUCGGUGGAAAGGAUUACUUCCGUGGAUUGGCUGUGUUUUUGGACACUUAUAGUAAUCAUAAUGGGCCACAUCAGCACGGUCAUCCAUUCAUUUCUGCAAUGGUUUCUGACGGCAGUCUUCACUAUGACCACGACAAAGACGGUACCCAUACUCAGCUCGGAGGAGAAAAUACUGGAUGUACUGCCAAGUUUCGUAAUAAGGAUCAUGACACUCAAGUUCUUAUCAGAUAUGUUGGAGACACUCUUUCGAUUUUCUCUGACAUUGAGAACAAAGGAAUAUGGAAUUUGUGUAUGAGCGUGAACAAUGUGCAAUUGCCAACCGGAUAUUACAUCGGAGUCAGUGCCGCAACGGGAGACUUGUCCGAUGCUCAUGACGUUGUGUCCUUGAAAAUGUUCGAGCAGGAGUUUGCUCAUGUUGAGCGUGUUGGAGAGGCUGAUCGUCGCAACGUUGUGCCCCAUGCUCAAUUCACCGCUUCACCAAGAGAUCACACUGACGACGCACGACCAUCUAGCCUUGGAUGGGGUGGAACGAUCGCUUUGGUGAUUGUGGGGGUUAUUGUUCUUGUCGGAGGACUUGGAUUCGGUUUUGUCUACUUCCAGAAGAAGAAUGAGCGGCAAAGAAAACGAUUCUAUUAGUUUUAUUUCAUAACAUAAUGUAUCAUUUUUAAAUUAUUAUACUUUUCAAUAGUUCUUGCUUGCCUUCUCUCAACCUCUCAACCCAAAAAAACCAAUUUAACAGGUGUCGUUGCCUUUUUCUUUUUGUCAAAUGGGGGAUACUUGUGAUUUUUUGAUUUUACUCAUUGCAAUAGGUAAGCUCUAACGUUCCGGGUUUCUUUUUUUCUGUUUUCCUAUUGUUCGAAUUCUUUCAAUAUUGUUUGUUUUUUCACAAUUCAAUAAAACAUUGCAUGUGGG
This is a messenger RNA of Caenorhabditis elegans, 1324 nucleotides long. It is a transcript of the gene ile-2, whose product is annotated as L-type lectin-like domain-containing protein. The transcript has 6 exons. Gene Ontology annotation, cellular component: membrane; Golgi membrane; endomembrane system. NCBI's taxonomy places the organism in Eukaryota, Metazoa, Nematoda, Chromadorea, Rhabditida, Rhabditidae. The record is from RefSeq and is marked reviewed. The coding region runs from base 5 to 1048 and encodes 347 amino acids. Gene Ontology annotation, molecular function: metal ion binding; carbohydrate binding.